Messenger RNA from Lingula anatina, 419 nucleotides. RefSeq lists its product as uncharacterized. The record is from RefSeq and is a predicted model, not a curated record. Lineage: Eukaryota; Metazoa; Brachiopoda; Lingulata; Lingulida; Lingulidae.
GCUGCAAUGAUGUUACGUGUGUUUCUAUAUUUGAGUUCUGUUGGAUUUGUCUCUUCGUCUUUUGGUCACAGUCCACUGCACUGCUAUGACUGCAACUUUAAAACUUUCGGAUACGGUAAUGAAAUCAAGGCCACUCACCAAGCCUGCGUUGAUCCAGAAAAAGAUGGCCACCUCCUGACAAAAGUACCUUGUGACACUGCGUGUUUUAACAGACUUGACGAGAACGGCUUCGUCUACAGAGGCUGUUACGCCGGGAACUUCGGCGUGGACUCCAGCCAAGACGGUUGCAGUUUUCAAGCUGGGGCCACGUGGUGUUUUUGCCGUGUUUAUCUCUGCAACACAGGAAUGAAUUUCACACUGUUGCCGUGACUGUGCCGUAACCGUGGAUAUAAAACAGAUACAAUUUGUUUUGAGAUUUU